GGUCAGCGGCCCCUGCUGCACCGGACUCGGUCUGAGGGGCCGAGGCUGAGGUUGGGCGGGCAGCGGCGGGCGCCUGGGGUAGGGGGGACCGGGGCCGGGGCCCGGAGCGGAGACGCCCGCGGCUAUGGGGGCCCUGACAAGCAGGCAGCACGCGGGCGUGGAAGAGGUGGACAUCCCGUCCAAUUCCGUGUACCGCUACCCGCCCAAGUCCGGAAGCUAUUUUGCUAGCCACUUCAUUAUGGGAGGAGAAAAGUUCGACUCAACUCACCCUGAAGGAUAUCUAUUUGGAGAGAACAGUGAUUUGAACUUCCUGGGGAACAGGCCAGUAGCGUUUCCUUAUGCAGCUCCACCUCCCCAAGAACCUGUGAAGACACUGAGAAGCCUAAUCAACAUCCGCAAAGAUACCCUCAGGCUAGUAAAGUGCGCUGAAGAAGUGAAAACCCCUGGAGAAGAGGUCAGCAAAGCCAAAGUUCACUACAAUGUCGAGUUCACAUUUGACACCGAUGCCCGAGUGGCAAUCACCAUCUAUUAUCAAGCCACUGAAGAGUUCCAGAAUGGCAUAGCCAGCUACAUCCCAAAAGACAACAGCCUUCAGUCAGAGACUGUGCACUAUAAGCGAGGAGUGUGUCAGCAGUUCUGCCUGCCCUCCCAUACUGUUGAUCCAUCUGAGUGGGCUGAAGAGGAGCUGGGGUUUGACCUGGACCGAGAAGUCUACCCAAUGGUUGUCCAUGCUGUAGUGGAUGAAGGUGAUGAGCAUUUUGGACACUGCCAUGUACUUCUUGCUACAUUUGAAAAGCACACAGAUGGCACUUUCUGCGUAAAGCCCUUGAAACAGAAGCAGGUGGUAGAUGGGGUCAGUUACCUCCUUCAAGAAAUCUAUGGGAUUGAAAACAAGUACAACACACAGGAUUCUAAGGUGGCUGAGGAUGAAGUGAAUGAUAACAGUGCUGAAUGUGUGGUGUGUCUCUCGGAUGUCCGGGAUACCUUGAUUUUACCCUGCCGCCACCUCUGCCUCUGUAACACCUGUGCAGACACCCUGCGCUACCAAGCCAACAACUGCCCCAUCUGCCGACUACCAUUUAGGGCUCUGCUUCAGAUUCGGGCCAUGAGGAAGAAAUUGGGCCCCUUGUCCCCAACCAACUUUAACCCCAUCAUCUCUUCCCAAACAUCUGACUCUGAAGAGCACUCAUCCUCAGAAAACAUUCCCUUGGGUUACGAAGUUGUAUCUCUGCUGGAAGCCCUAAAUGGGCCCCUUACACCAUCCCCGGCCGCUCCCCCACUUCAUGUUCUUGGAGACACCCACCUGUCAGGAAUGUUACCUUCUUAUGGCAGUGACGGACAUCUCCCCCCCGCGGUCAGAACCAUCUCCCCUCUUGACCGCCUCUCUGACUGCAGCAGUCAAGAACUCAAGCUCAAGAACAGUCUCUCCAAGUCCAUCUCCCAGAAUUCAUCCAUGCUGCACGAAGAAGAUGAUGAGCAGUCCUGCAGUGAAUCUGAAAUGCAUCUCUCCCACAGGCAGUCUCCUCAUCAGCUUGAAGAGGAGUGCGGUGCAACUCCAGAGAGUGAGAAUCUCACUCUAUCUUCAUCAGGAGCCAUCGGCCAGUCAUCUUGCACAGGGACCCCACUCUCUUCCACUAUUUCUUCCCCAGAAGACCCUGUCAGCAGCAGCCUGGCACAAUCUGUCAUGUCCAUAGCUUCUUCUCAAAGCCAGAACUCCCAGAUCAGCACUGACACAGUCUCCUCUAUGUCUGGUUCCUAUAUUGCCCCUGGCACAGAAGAGGAGGGAGAUGCUCUCCCAUCCCCACUGGCCGCCAGCGGAGCCCCAUCAGAAGAAGGCGAGUUGAUGCCCGUUGAGUCCCCAGAUACUGAUUUUAUCGGUGUCCCAGCAGAAGAGCAGGACGCAGAGGGGAACGAUGUGUUGGAAGAAGAGGAUGGAUCACCCACACAGGAAGAUGGCCAGAGGACUUGCGCAUUCCUAGGUAUGGAGUGUGACAAUAACAAUGACAUUGACAUCGCAGUCGUGAAAACACUCGACAAUAAGCUGUGCUCUGAGGUCUGCUUACCCGCCGAGGUUCCGGAAUCCUGCCCCAUAAACAUUGAGGAAUAGGCACCUGGCAGGUGGACAACAAUGCUAUCAGUUGCAGGAACAGCCAGUGCUGGCACUUGUCAUCAAGCAGCCUGGAGGACCCCGAGGACAAGCCUUGUAUAAGGGGCUCCAUGGCUGUCUGAAGAGUCCUAGCCCCUGUCACAGGGCUCUUUUUUCCAUCCUCACAUUCCAAUGUGCCCCCACUGGACUGCUGACCACCUGGGUAUUCCUACUGAGACCUGUGCGGACUUUUUAUAUUUCUGUGUAAAACUGGAUGUCAAGGUCAUUCUGCACCUUGCUCAGCCUCUCCUACUCCCUGGAUCUCCACUUGGAACAGACUGGAAGUCCCUCUACCUGGAGCUAGAGUCAAGUUGAUGAACUGUGGUUCAUCAUUGCCCCAUCUCCCCUGUUAGGUAGAACAGCAGGCUAUGUGCUGGCUGCCUGAUCUUUUUUCUCCUUAAGGUUACAGCAGGAAGGCUCAGAAAACUGGCUGCUUCACUUUCCUUUACCCAUGUUGCAUUAUCUGACCUCCAGCACAAUUAAACUACCUUGGCAACUUUGCUUUUUGGUUAGCUCUCAUCCGAGCAAAGCAGGAAUCCUGUACUAAGCUAUCUUGAAGCAGAUUCUGUACCUGUGCACUGUACUCUGAAAGGUGGCAUGCAGUGGGAUGGUUGAUUCUUUCCUCCCAUAGAAGUCUAGCUUUUGCUUCUUAUGUGCUCUGCCCUGUAGACAGGUCCACUCCCUUUAUAGGAAAGCUUGACAAUAAGUUCUCCACUGUUUGUGCCCUGGGCAAUAUGCAUGGAUGAAGAUCUGCUGACCUCCUCCCAGAUGGUGUGUAGUACUUACCAAUGUUUCUCAUACUAGUGACUUGGAGUCCUGGGGAAAAGAAUAAGGGUCUGAAGUAGAGUCUCAGAGAGCCGGAGGGGAGGCCUGUGGUAUCAGUGAAUUCACUGAGCUAUAAGACGGGAGUGAGCAGGCCUCCUCCACCUCCAGGGCUUCCCCUUUCCAUUCCUUCCUGCUUACCCUUAGCUAAUACUAAGAGGUACAAUGGAGGAGCAGAUCUGUUACUACAUGGAACAUGGAUUGGAAUACAGUUCAGGUCAAAUUAGGUGCUUUGAAACAUAAGUGCAUACAAUAAAACCCUGACCCAAAAAGGUUAGCCUCUAAGUCAGGUAUCAUUCCUAUCUCCCCAUCAGAGCUAUUUGGAGGAGUUCCGGAGAAGUGGUUGGUUAAUAGCAUUUCAAAGAGAGAUCAUAGACUUGUGGUAGGGGAAAAGGGAGCAGGGAAUGUGAAAAAAGUAAAGCUUCCACUGACAGGGCACAGGUGCCCUUGAGGAAUUUCUAUUUUCCCCAGGGGGAGCUCUCUUGUACUUUUGUGCUGGAAAGUCUAUGCAAGUCCAUGUUCCAAAAACCUGGCACCCUGAGAACCUCAACUCCCCUCUACCUUUCCCCAUGGUUUCCUGCCCCAGGAGAGAUCUGUGUACAACUGAGUGGUCUAACUAACUAUCCAUUCCCUGAGGUGUAAGAAGCCUAUCCAGGUGUGGAUCCAAACCAGUUUUUAUUUGUGUUUUUUCGCCCUAGUAUUCCUAAUUAUGGCUUGACAACUCAAAAGCCUUAUUAGGCUUUGUUAUUAAGGCAAGUGUUUUGAAUCAGUAAUUCUUAUCAUCCUCUAAAAGACCCCAGUAGAAGUGAAUUGGCUGGGGGGCGGCUAGGUGGUGCAGUGGAUAAAGCACCGGCCCUGGAUUCAGCAGUACCUGAGUUCAAAUCCGGCCUCAUACACUUACUAGCUGUGUGACCCUGGGCAAGUCACUUAACCCCCAUUGCCCCACAAAAAAAAAAAAAGAAGUGAAUUGGCUGGAAUGUCAGUCCUUUAUCUGGCCUACCAUUACUCUUGUUCCUAAAGCAAAAAUUAAAACAAGCAUCAUUAAGCAAUAAUCCCUUUUCUUGGGCCUAUACAAUCUGGGUGGUUACAUCAUUAAGCACACAGACCUACCCGGAGCAGUCACUGGGUAGUGUUAAACAGGAUGCUUGGGGGAGGAGAUGGGUGAGUGGAGACAACAGUUAAACAGUAGCCAAGGCAGCCAGGAACCUUAAACCAAAAUAAGUAUCCUCAUUCCCCUUACUGACCACCUGUGUCCUUUGAUGCUGGGGUGUCAGAAGCUACAGCUCAUCCCUCUGCUUCAAGUAGCCAGCCAGAAACCCGAGGCAGCGUCCCUGGAGGAAGGCAGUAGUAAUUCUUUCCUCGUUUCAAAACUGCCUCCCCACCCCCAACUGCAAAGAUGUAAAUGUGGUGGAAACAGCCCCUUAGCCCCUUCUUCUUGAGAUAGUUCCUCUUUUUUUUUUUUUCCCUAUUUGGAUACUUGGCAGGUAGUUAUCCCAUUCAAGAGGACCUGACGACAAAACCCAUCCUAUUAAGACCUGGGGCAGUUGCCAGCCUGACUUUGAAAUGACCACCCUACCCCCAAACAACAAUCCCAACAUCUUUUGCUUUGAACACAUCAGGGAUAAAGCCACAAUAUUUCUAAGAGAGAGAGGGAGAAAGGCAGGUCAAGAAGCCCCACCAGAGAGAGGCCCCUUCCCUCUUCUGGAAUGGAUCCAACUGGGGAAGAAGGGAGGUUCGGUGGGAGCCAAGUGAUAAGGGAUGGCUUGAAUAGGGUAAGCUAUGACAGCAAAGCACUCCCUUGCUAUAUACCUCGUUCUCUUCCCAUCCUAUUAUUUUCCAAGGAUGAAAUGGUUUUGAUUUGCUCACCUAGACAUUUUCUUCUUCCUUCCAUUCCCCCAACCCAGUUCUAUUCCACCUGCAAUCUCCACCAUUCUGGGAGCUUUUGAGCCAAAACUAGUGCAUGUCAGGCACUUUCAUAACACAGAAAGUAUCUUAUUUCAAAGUGAAGCUGGGGCUGGUGCAAAAGUGGCGUAGUGUUUCUUGGAGACUGCACACUUUGUGUGUGUGUGUAUGUGUUUGCGCGCGCGCACGUGCACCCUUACUGUUGGUGACAGUGUGUGCAUCCCCUGCUCCCUUCAGGGUGUACACAUAGCCCUGCUUCAGGUGCCACAUCAACAAUGCAAUGUUCUUGGAUUUGCUGCAUGGUUCUCAAAAGUGAAUAAAACUGUUUACAAGAGGAAGGGGCAGCUGGUG
Messenger RNA from Dromiciops gliroides (monito del monte), 5221 nucleotides. It is a transcript of the gene RNF157, whose product is annotated as ring finger protein 157. The coding region runs from base 125 to 2107 and encodes 660 amino acids. The record is from RefSeq and is a predicted model, not a curated record. Gene Ontology annotation, molecular function: ubiquitin protein ligase activity. Gene Ontology annotation, cellular component: cytoplasm. The transcript has 20 exons. Gene Ontology annotation, biological process: protein ubiquitination. Lineage: Eukaryota; Metazoa; Chordata; Mammalia; Microbiotheria; Microbiotheriidae.